Numida meleagris (helmeted guineafowl) is the source of this 859-nucleotide messenger RNA. RefSeq names its product interferon induced transmembrane protein 10 (gene IFITM10). Gene Ontology annotation, cellular component: plasma membrane. The record is from RefSeq and is a predicted model, not a curated record. Lineage: Eukaryota; Metazoa; Chordata; Aves; Galliformes; Numididae.
AUGGACGGACGGACGGGCAGCGAGAGCCCGACCGCGGCCCCCGCGCUCCCCAUCCCGGGAUGGGACGGACGGCAGAAAGCCCGGACAGACCGACAGAUACAGGGACAGACGGAGGACGGACGGACGGACGGAGGACUGCGGGCGGGGGCAGCGCGGCGGUCUGGCUACUCUCCCCGCAGCACUCCCCCCCCCACCCCGCCCCGCUCUUCCCAANNCCCCCCCCUGGGCCCCCCGUGCCCUUUCGACGGGGCGGCCUGGGCCCCCCGGCCCCCCCCGGGCCCCCCGCAGGGCUGCUUCGCCUGCAUCGCCAAGCCCCCGGCCCUCCGGCACGCCUCGCCCGUCCUCUCGCCCUCCUCCGCCGCGCAGCUGAUGGAGAGCAAGGGCUGCAAAGGGGACAGCCUGCGGCCGGCGGGCCCGUGCAAGCACUCCGUGGAGAAGAAGACCAUGACCAACCCCACCACCGUCAUCGAGAUCUACCCCGACACCAGCGAGGUGAAUGACUACUAUCUCUGGUCCAUCUUCAACUUCGUAUACCUCAACUUCUGCUGCCUCGGCUUCAUCGCUUUGGCCUAUUCGCUGAAAGUCCGGGAUAAGAAACUCCUCAAUGACUUAAAUGGCGCAGUGGAAGAUGCCAAGACAGCCCGGCUUUUUAACAUCACCAGCUCAGCCCUUGCCACCUUCUGCAUCAUCCUCAUCUUCAUCUUCCUGCGGUACCCCCUCACUGAUUACUAGCAGGAGGCCAACAGCAGCGCCGCCGCCAAAAUGCCUCUAUGCCAGAAGUGUCUGCAGUUGUUUCCUGUAGCAAGGACGUGAGAGUAAAACUACUCUGCCGUGAUUGCAAAAAANAAAAAAAAAAAAA